This is a messenger RNA of Canariomyces notabilis, 420 nucleotides long. RefSeq lists its product as uncharacterized. The coding region runs from base 1 to 420 and encodes 139 amino acids. The transcript is spliced from 2 exons. The record is from RefSeq and is a predicted model, not a curated record. NCBI's taxonomy places the organism in Eukaryota, Fungi, Ascomycota, Sordariomycetes, Sordariales, Chaetomiaceae.
AUGGCUGAAAUUCGGAAAUUUGAAAUUUCAUUUCCCCUCACUAUACGCUUGAAGCACGGUAUCCACACAAUUUUCCUGUUUGCAAUGCCCGACUGGACCUUUUCGCGACUCACCGCCGAGCUUCUAUUUAUCCUCCAAGACCGCUACCCGGACGGCCUGACCACCUCGAUCUCUCGAGCCAUCACGACAUCGGUUCCAGCCAGCGGGGAUGAUGUCAAGGUCGUUUAUGCGCGUCCCAAAAACCCCAACGACUUGUCUGAGGGAUGGAAGAAUCUAAAUGCUCAGCCUACGGACACGAUAGCUGAGAAAGGACUCAAGGAGAACUGCGCUGUGGCUUUCGCGCUGUUGGACCCCGAGGCGGAUGUUGAGGAUGUUGAGUUUCUCGUCGAGCUUCCCAUGCAAGAUUACGAUGAGGCAUGA